Molecule: messenger RNA, 273 nt
Organism: Haplochromis burtoni (Burton's mouthbrooder)
Lineage: Eukaryota; Metazoa; Chordata; Actinopteri; Cichliformes; Cichlidae
Product: bis(5'-adenosyl)-triphosphatase
Biological process (GO): negative regulation of proteasomal ubiquitin-dependent protein catabolic process; intrinsic apoptotic signaling pathway by p53 class mediator; diadenosine triphosphate catabolic process
Cellular component (GO): nucleus; plasma membrane; cytoplasm
Molecular function (GO): ubiquitin protein ligase binding; bis(5'-adenosyl)-triphosphatase activity
Source: RefSeq, a predicted model, not a curated record
CAUGUCCACGUCCACGUGCUGCCCAGGAAGGCUGGGGAUUUUAAGCACAAUGACCGCAUCUACGAUGAGUUACAAAACCACGAUCAAGAGGAUAACGACAUACCAUCCAAGUGGAGAUCAGAGGAAGAAAUGGCAGCAGAAGCUUCAGAUCUGAGGAAGCAGCUCUAGAAACCUGAACCAAUGAUGUCAGUAAUUCAAUAAAGGCAGCACUGCCAUGAACAUAAAGUUAACAAAUGCAAUGUGAAAUAUAAUAAAAAAUAUUAUUGUGUUUUA